UAUUUCCAUCCUCGUCCUUCACCUUCAAGGAAGUCUCAAGGUCGUUUAAGCAGUCGACUGAAGUUGAAGUUUAGUUCAGUGUUUCGAAAUGUUGUCAACUGCCCGAACGAGAUGUUUGGGUAUUUUAAGCCAGACAUGUAACCGCCAUCUUGUUCCUGUGGUGUUUGCUUCCUCCACCGCUGAUGUGAAGCCAUUUUAUUAUCAAGAUAUCUUACAACAGACCAAAACACCAGAUGUACCCUGGAAAAAACUCUCAGGAGAUUUUGUGUCAACGUUUGAUGUAAAUGGUAAGAAAGUUUUAAAAGUUGCUCCGGAUGCGUUAACAUUACUGGCAGAGCAUGCUAUGGUUGAUAUCGCUCAUUUACUACGCCCAGCUCACCUGCAGCAACUGGCAAAAAUUCUAGAUGAUCCAUCUGCUUCUAGUAAUGACAAAUUUGUGGCAUUAGAAUUAUUGAAGAAUGCAAACGUAGCUGCUGGUAUGGUUCUACCUGGUUGCCAGGAUACAGGAACAGCUAUUUGUAUGGGUAAAAAAGGUCAAUAUGUAUGGACAGAAGGUCAGGAUGAAGAAGCGAUAUCAAGGGGUAUAUACAAUACCUACACUAGAAAAAACUUAAGAUAUUCACAGGUAGCCCCGUUGGAUAUGUAUCAGGAAGUCAAUACCAAGACUAAUUUACCUGCUCAGAUAGAAAUAUACGCCACUAAUUCCAGUCAAUAUGACUUCCUCUUCAUAGCUAAAGGUGGAGGUUCCGCCAAUAAAACAUUUCUUUUUCAAAAAACUAAAGCUGUUUUAAAUCCUGAAAAACUUCUCGCUUUUGUUAACGAAAAAAUCAAGACGUUGGGUACAGCGGCAUGUCCCCCAUACCAUUUAGCUUUCGUUGUUGGUGGAACAUCAGCAGAGUUUAAUCUAAAAACUGUUAAAUUAGCUUCCACUAAAUAUUUAGAUAAUCUACCUACUUCAGGUAAUGAACAUGGUCAAGCUUUCCGUGAUCCAGAUCUGGAAGCUGAGAUCCAUAAAUUAACACAAACAAUGGGAAUUGGUGCUCAGUUUGGUGGUAAAUAUUUCUGUCAUGAUGUACGUGUUGUUAGAUUACCGAGACAUGGAGCUUCCUGUCCUGUUGGUAUCGGUGUCUCUUGUUCGGCUGAUAGACAGGCAUAUGGUAAGAUAACAGAAGAAGGUGUAUUUUUAGAACAGUUAGAGACGAAUCCUGGUCAGUAUUUACCUGAAGUUGAAGAUAAAGAUCUUGGUGGCAAUGUCAUCCAGGUAAAUUUAAAUGAACCAAUGGACCAAGUAUUAAAACAGUUAAACCAGUAUCCUAUUAAAACAAGAUUGAGUUUAACAGGGACAUUAGUCGUAGCUAGAGAUAUAGCUCAUGCUAAAUUGAAGGAGAGACUGGACAAUGGUGAACCAAUGCCACAAUAUAUGAAAGAUCAUCCAGUGUAUUAUGCUGGACCAGCUAAAACACCAGAGGGGUAUGCUAGUGGAUCAUUUGGACCAACUACAGCAGGUAGAAUGGAUUCGUAUGUAGGAGAAUUCCAGGCAGCCGGUGGCAGUAAGAUUAUGUUAGCUAAAGGAAAUCGUAGUAAACAGGUUACCAAGGCUUGUAAAGAACAUGGAGGAUUUUAUUUAGGUUCUAUUGGAGGUCCAGCGGCCAUAUUAGCUCAGAAUUGUAUUAAAAAUGUAGAAGUUUUAGAAUAUCCAGAAUUAGGUAUGGAAGCCAUUUGGAAAGUUGAUGUAGAAAAUUUCCCAGCUUUCAUUGUGGUUGAUGAUAAGGGAAACGACUUCUUUAAAGAGUGGCAGGUGGAAUAAAAUAUCUAUCCUUCGGUAUAUUUCUAUUCGAUUUAAAAAAAACAUUAUGGAAAAAGUUGUGGUGUAUUUAAAUGUAGUCAAGCAUAGACAAUAUCAGUUGAAAUUUUCACUCGAGAAGAACAGUAAAAUUAUGCAGUUAAUGUGAACAGGUUGCUUCUGGAGUUCCCGUAAUUAUCAAUCUGAUUACAAUACAGAUCUAUAUUUUGUUUCGUUUUGUUUUUUUAUACUUUCGAUGGCCUACACUACAUGAAGAUCUGAUUAGUUGUUUUGGGAGGUCGCGUCAGAGGUCAUACGAGCUGCCUUUGACGUCAAAAAAUUUGAUUAACCAAUGAGUAUUAAUGUUUCUAGUGGAUUACCCACAGUUCUGUGCACCACACGCCGAAAGCUCUCCGUAACAGACUGUUUCAUUGCCUAAUCCCUCACAUCAUUCAGAACACGUCAAUAACAACAACUCUGCCAGAUUCUAGUAUAGUAAAGACAAGUAUUUGAUAUAACUAUCAGCUUGAUGGGCCUAAUAUAUUUUGAAAUUCUAAAAAAAAAAUCUGAAGUGACUUCUCUGUAUGGGAUUAAAAAUAAGAUUGUGUUUAAAGAUGGAUUUCCGAUUUUAUGGUUUGUAGAUUUGAAAUUAGUGAAAUCUAAUUAAGACAGAAAUGUUGAAGUAUCUGUUUAUUGUAGUAAUCUGAAUACUACAUUAGGGUUUCAGUGUAAUGCUGAUAUAUAUACUACCCCUGUUGGAGCGAGACCCUAUCAAGAUAAAAAUGUAUUACUAUUAGGGUCCAAAUAUAUACUACCCUUGAUGGAGUGAGACCCUAUUGAGAUAAAAAUGUAUUAGGGUCCACAUACUGCUUGUGUUGGAGCGAGACCCUAUUAAGAUAAAAAUGUAUUAGGGUCCACAUACUACUCGUGUUGGAGUGAGACCCUAUUAAGAUAAAAAUGUAUUAGGGUCCACAUACUACUCGUGUUGGAGUGAGACCCUAUUAAGAUAAAAAUGUAUUAGGGUCCACAUACAACUCGUGUUGGAGUGAGACCCUAUUAAGAUAAAAAUGUAUUAGGGUCCACAUACUACUUGUGUUGGAGCGAGACCCUAUUAAGAUAAAAAUGUAUUAGGGUCCACAUACUACUCUGUUGGAGUGAGACCCUAUUAAGAUAAAAAUGAUUAGAGUAUGUAACUAUUGUAUAUAUAAAGGCAAAUUUUGUUUAGGAUGCAGCCAGCAAUUAAUUUAUUUUAUUUUAAAGUUUAUUACUUAAUGCCAGGGGGGGCCACUAUCUUAUCUGGGCAGAUAACUCUAUAUCAGUGAUUCUCAACCAGUGUGCCGCGAAAUUUUGAACAGCACACUAAGAAUAUUUCUCAUUAAAGAAGCCAGCUAUUUGACUGAUGAAAUUCGAAACACUGCAAUAAAGCAAAUUCAUAGCUGUGUUUUUCUUUAUUUAGUUUGAGUCAUUCUAUGUUUCUAUGACUAGUCUGUGUCUACAGUCCUAUGCCGUCUAUGACUUGCCAUGUUUUUAUUUUGCAAAAUUCAAAUAUUUUUCAUAUAUAUUUAGCCAGGUGUGCUGCCAUUUUUUUUUUCAUGUGUUCCAAGGUGUGCCGUUCGCAAAGAAAGGUUGAGAACCACUGCUCUAUAUGAUAAUUAAGAGUGGGUACAGUAUAAUAUAUGUCUAACUUGAUACUAGUAUACAUGUAUGUCUUUGUAAUAGAGGAUGAUAAAAUGAAUGUGGUGUUAAACCCAAUCUGAUUAAAACACAGAUCCAAUUUCAUUUCGUUUUUAUAGUUCAAAAUUUCGAUUUUACUUGUCUUUACUAAACUUGGAUCGGCAAGCGUUGUUAUUUAACUUGUGUUCUGCUUGAAAUGAGGGGUCAGCCAAUCCAAUGGUCUGUCGAAUCGAUCGUUUGACCUUUUUUGCGCGGAACUGUGGGUAGACAUUAGCGGCAAUAGAAAUCAAAACAAAGCAAAAGUAGAUAAAAAAUACAUGGCGGUCGCUAAUUGGUUAAUCGAAUGACUGACGUAAUUGGGUCAAAUGUCGCUUGCUUGGUACCUGACGUCAUAGAACGUGAACUCCCAUUAUAACUUGUUAGAUCUACAUGUAGUGUAAACCAUCGAGAGUAUAAAAAACGAAACGAAAUAUAGAUCUGUAUUUUAAUUAGAUUGCUGUUAAACCUUAAAAUAUUUAUAAUCAUGAAUUAUAUAACAUUGUACAUAAUUUUGUAUAUGAUGCGUUGAAAUAUACAAUAAAUUAUAUAUCAUUGUAUAAUAUGUGUUAAACAUUACAAUAAAAAUAAUAUUGCGGAUAUCAUGUAAAAACAUCUUCGAUCUGAUUAUCUCUACUAGCAUUUGAAUUUUAGUCCUAGCCUCGAUUAUCAUCAAAUGAGAUUCAAAUCCAGUGAAAAUCGAUUUAAAACAAACAUUAUGGAAAAAGUUGUGGUGUAUUUAAGUGUAGUCAAGCAUAGGCAAUAUCAGUUGAAAUUUUCACUCGAGAAGAAGAGUAAAAUAAUGCAGUUAAUGUGAACAGGUUGCUUCUGGAGUUCCCGUAAUUAUCAAUCUGAUUACAAUACAGAUCUAUAUUUUGUUUCGUUGUUUUUUUAUACUUUCGAUGGCUUACACUACAUGAAGAUCUGAUUAGUUGUUUUGGGAGGUCGCGUCAGAGGUCAUACGAGCGGCCUUUGACGUCAAAAAAUUUGAUUAACCAAUGAGUAUUAAUGUUUCUAGUGGAUUACCCACAGUUCUGUGCACCACACGCCGAAAGCUCUCCGUAACAGACUGUUUCAUUGCCUAAUCCCUCACAUCAUUCAGAACACGUCAAUAACAACAACUCUGCCAGAUUCUAGUAUAGUAAAGACAAGUAUUUGAUAUAACUAUCAGCUUGAUGGGCCUAAUAUAUUUUGAAAUUCUAAAAACAAAAUCUGAAGUGACUUCUCUGUAUGGAAUUAAAAAUAAGAUUGUGUUUAAAGAUGGAUUUCCGAUUUUAUGGUUUGUAGAUUUGAAAUUAGUGAAAUCUAAUUAAGACAGAAAUGUUGAAGUAUCUGUUUAUUGUAGUAAUCUGAAUACUACAUUAGGGUUUCAGUGUAAUGCUGAUAUAUAUACUACCCCUGUUGGAGCGAGACCCUUUCAAGAUAAAAAUGUAUUACUAUUAGGGUCCAAAUAUAUACUACCCUUGAUGGAGUGAGACCCUAUUGAGAUAAAAAUGUAUUAGGGUCCACACAUACUGCUUGUGUUGGAGCGAGACCCUAUUAAGAUAAAAAUGUAUUAGGGUCCACAUACUACUCGUGUUGGAGUGAGACCCUAUUAAGAUAAAAAUGUAUUAGGGUCCACAUACUACUCGUGUUGGAGUGAGACCCUAUUAAGAUAAAAAUGUAUUAGGGUCCACAUACUACUUGUGUUGGAGCGAGACCCUAUUAAAAUAAAAAUGUAUUUGGGUCCACAUACUACUCUGUUGGAGUGAGACCCUAUUAAGAUAAAAAUGAUUCGAGUAUGUAACUAUUGUAUAUAUAAAGGCAAAUUUUGUUUAGGAUGCAGCCAGCAAUUAAUUUAUUUUAUUUUAAAGUUUAUUACUUAAUGCCAGGGGGGGCCACUAUCUUAUCUGGGCAGAUAACUCUAUAUCAGUGAUUCUCAACCAGUGUGCCGCGAAAUUUUGAACAGCACACUAAGAAUAUUUCUCAUUAAAGAAGCCAGCUAUUUGACUGAUGAAAUUCGAAACACUGUAAUAAAGCAAAUUCAUAGCUGUGUUUUUCUUUAUUUAGUUUGAGUCAUUCUAUGUUUCUAUGACUAGUCUGUGUCUACAGUCCUAUGCCGUCUAUGACUUGCCAUGUUUUUAUUUUGCAAAAUUCAAAUAUUUUUCAUAUAUAUUUAGCCAGGUGUGCUGCCAUUUUUUUUUUCAUGUGUUCCAAGGUGUGCCGUUCGCAAAGAAAGGUUGAGAACCACUGCUCUAUAUGAUAAUUAAGAGUGGGUACAGUAUAAUAUAUGUCUAACUUGAUACUAGUAUACAUGUAUGUCUUUGUAAUAGAGGAUGAUAAAAUGAAUGUGAUGUUAAACCCAAUCUGAUUAAAACACAGAUCCAAUUUCGUUUCGUUUUUAUAGUUCAAAAUUUCGAUUUUACUUGUCUUUACUACACUUGGAUCGGCAAGCAUUGUUAUUUAACUCGUGUUCUGCUUGAAAUGAGGGGUCAGCCAAUCAAAUGGUCUGUCGAAUCGAUCGUUUGACCUUUUUUGCGCGGAACUGUGGGUAGACAUUAGCGGCAAUAGAAAUCAAAACAAAGCAAAAGUAGAUAAAAAAUACAUGGCGGUUGGUAAUUGGUUAAUCGAAUGACUGACGUAAUUGGGUCAAAUGUCGCUUGCUUGGUACCUAACGUCAUAGAAAGUGAACUCCCAUUAUAACUUGUUAGAUCUACAUGUAGUGUAAACCAUCGAGAGUAUAAAAAACGAAACGAAAUAUAGAUCUGUAUUUUAAUUAGAUUGCUGUUAAACCUUAAAAUAUUUAUAAUCAUGAAUUAUAUAACAUUGUACAUAAUUUUGUAUAUGAUGCGUUGAAAUAUACAAUAAAUUAUAUAUCAUUGUAUAA
Messenger RNA from Patella vulgata (common limpet), 6359 nucleotides. RefSeq names its product fumarate hydratase class I, aerobic. Lineage: Eukaryota; Metazoa; Mollusca; Gastropoda; Patellidae. The coding region runs from base 89 to 1807 and encodes 572 amino acids. Gene Ontology annotation, biological process: generation of precursor metabolites and energy. Gene Ontology annotation, molecular function: fumarate hydratase activity. The record is from RefSeq and is a predicted model, not a curated record. The transcript is spliced from 13 exons.